GUCGUGAGAUUCGUGCUCUUCCCGUACGGAGCACUUCGUUCUGAGUAUAGUACGGUCGCGGGUUACGUAAAUUCGUAAAAAAAGAACAUAUCGAAAAAGAAAACGACAUAACGUUCAAAAGAAAAAGGAGAGGAUCGAGCGAAACGUGCGUAAAACGUCGAAAUGAGGAAGGCACCGUUCGAUAAAUAUAAUAACGAAAAGAAAAACGUUUUAAGCACGACAUACAAUUCGUACGGUUUCGUGUCUAAAAAUUCGAAGGAUGCUGAAUAUCGGUACAGCGUAAAUUAUAGUAAUACUCAAGAGAAAAAUUAUCUGCAACGAAGUAUUUCCGCGGAUAAUGUUGUAAUACGUUCCCGUGGCUUUAAACCCUCUGAUAGACACGACCCCGUGAAGAGGAAUUUCCUUGAGAAUCUAACUUCGAAGAUACUGCACGUCGAUAUGGAGAGCAAUAGCAGUACUCCAGUCAACUUGCAGAAACUGCUUACUCCGGCCUCAGACACGGAGGGGGUUAUGCAGUCGAAAAAUAGGAAAAUGUUCGCAUCUUCCUAUUUUUAUGCACCAACGCAUCCAACUGUCGAGGAUCAGGUGGAAUUAGCACGACGAAUUUCACAUUCAUUGAGCGACGUGAAAAACAUGAAGAGUAAGGGUCAGUCUAUGUACGUAAACAGGAAGAAACGAUCCGUGAAAUGGAUUCAUGAUGGUAACGGCUUAGAAGACGUAGAAGAGCCCUCCACCCCUUCCCAGAGGGAUAAAAUUCCCCUAAAAUGCAUGAUGAAUCCACAUGGAAAAGUAUUGGAUAUACACGGCAUUCAAGCUUUGGGCGAAGAAGUAAAUAUAGAACCAAUGCCAAAGAAUCCUGAGAAAUUCUUUAACAUCGUGCGUGAUCUAAACACUCAGAAAGGCCGCGGUGCUGAAAUAUUUGCGAAACGUAGGAAACGAUCCGAAAAAUGGGUUGUAGAUAAAGAUCAACCGCAAACACCCAGCACGCCAGGAAUGCAAAAAACGCCAGAAAUGAAUGGCAGCUCGAAAUUUUCAUCCGCAUCUCCGUUUUCGGUUUUUGCGCCAGAACCAUACGACGAGAAACCAUUUUAUAACCCGUUUACCGUGGAUUUGUCUUUGAACGACACGUAUUCACCCACGACAGACAGGAAUCACUAUCGAUGCAACGGUAAAGAAUGCAACCACUUAACCGAGGUGAAAAAGAUAUAUCUCCGUGAAGUGGCCGUUGGUACCGACAAUGAUUUUCCUAUUGACAAAUAUCGAUCGUCGACCGUCGAGAAAUCACGGCGAGCUACAUUGGAGCCUGAUAUCGAGCGAUAUAACAAUUACCACGCUAAAAGUAACAAUUAUGAAAAUGCUUCGAUGGCGUUAACUAACACUAACAGGCGCAACCACAACCAUAACAAGGCUUCGCUGAGCAGAUCUUAUUAUCCUAAUACACAGGGCGCUACUAACAAAGACAGUAAAAAUUACAUCAAAGAGCAACGCGUGACGGAAUGCGUGCAGAGCACGAUCAAUAACAGAGAGAAAAUUGUGAAUGGCCAACGGGAGACCGAUGUUAUUCGUGUCGAUAACGAAGGAAACGAGUACACGCCAGUGCCAGUUAAACAAUUGAUACAAGAAUUCGAAAAAACCUGCAGACCAGUUCUUCAGUAUAAACAGAUCAGUCCAAAGGUUAUACCGAUUGUGCAGCAAUGUUCCGUAGAUAACGACUUGGCGCGAUUCUUUGAAACGCAUAGUUCCGUCAAGUACAACGCUGAAGAGGACCACAGGAGACUAAGCGGUCAGCAAGCAUACGAGCAGUCUGUAAAACUUCAAGACCACCGUAACAACGGUUAUGUGUCCACCGACGACACAGAGUAUACGUCGGACGACAGCGAUUCCCAAACGAACGAUUACGGUAGCGAGGAAAUAAUUUACCGUGAGAAAUCCGAAUCGUCGAGCGUGAUGAACGGUGAUCAGGACUACUCAUCCAUGUACCAUGAGGAGUAUAACUCUAAUCGGCGCCGUUCAGUGACGUCCCAAGAGGUUGAGAAGUUCUGCAACAAUGGCGGCGACCCGAAAUACGUGAACACCGAGUCGGAAAUACCGGCCGAAGCAAAAUCGUUGUUACUCUCGAUGAUAGCUUCCCAAGAGAACAUUCUGGAAACGAUUAAACAUUUACGAAACACACCUGUUCUCGACAACUUGUUGCAAGGCGUUUCGCCGGAUUUUAAAUUCGAUGAAAUUUGCGCAGAUGACGGUAAGAAGCUUUACGAAAAUGAUACUUAUACAGGACCGAAGGUCGGCAAUGUCUGCAACCUGACAAACUAUAAUACCGCGCCACGUGGCUGGGAUCAGUCUUUGACAUUCUAUCGACCAAUAAAGUUUGAAAAACCACAAGAAGUUGUGUAUUCUGACUUUUAGACAUAGUGUAUUUAGUAAAUCGCCACACCUGGAAGAUAUGUACACCGC
Messenger RNA from Dufourea novaeangliae, 2454 nucleotides. RefSeq lists its product as uncharacterized. Gene Ontology annotation, molecular function: actin binding. The record is from RefSeq and is a predicted model, not a curated record. NCBI's taxonomy places the organism in Eukaryota, Metazoa, Arthropoda, Insecta, Hymenoptera, Halictidae. The coding region runs from base 163 to 2406 and encodes 747 amino acids. The transcript is spliced from 12 exons. Gene Ontology annotation, biological process: positive regulation of actin filament bundle assembly. Gene Ontology annotation, cellular component: Z disc; nucleus; actin cytoskeleton.